This is a messenger RNA of Oryzias melastigma (Indian medaka), 4551 nucleotides long. Its product is annotated as phospholipid phosphatase-related protein type 5. Lineage: Eukaryota; Metazoa; Chordata; Actinopteri; Beloniformes; Adrianichthyidae. Gene Ontology annotation, biological process: phospholipid metabolic process; phospholipid dephosphorylation; signal transduction. Gene Ontology annotation, molecular function: phosphatidate phosphatase activity. The transcript is spliced from 6 exons. The record is from RefSeq and is a predicted model, not a curated record. The coding region runs from base 290 to 1219 and encodes 309 amino acids.
CCGCAUCGUCUCUCAUCUCCAGAUCGAUUAUUGCCCAUCAUGAAAACCAACUCAUCCGCUCGCUGAUGCUGUCCGCGCGCGCGUGCCUCGCGUCACGAGCCGCGCCCCCUCCACGCGCGGCUGAGCCGUGGAGAUCAGACGGUCGGAGCAGGGCCGGCAGAGCGGCUCUCAGCGCGCAGCACAGCCGUCAUGAGCCGCUCCGGGGUCGGCGCGUCCGCGGAGGAGGCGGCGGCGGGUUAGGGGACUCCUGCGGUCUGCUGAUCUGAAUGUGUUGCUGUCCGCCUGCAUCAUGCUGUACUUUCAGUUGGUGAUCAUGGCCGGGACCGUCAUGUUGGCCUACUACUUCGAGUACACGGACACCUUCGCCGUGCACGUGCAGGGCUUCUUCUGCUACGACACCACCUACACCAAGCCGUACCUGGGGCCGGAGGACAGCAGCGCCGUGCCCCCCCUGCUGCUGUACGCCGCCGUGGCCGGCCUGCCCACGCUGCUGAUCACAGUAACGGAGACUGUGCUGUUCCUGGUCCAGUACACGUCCAAAGAGUUUGACCGAACAGAGAAGACGGUUGCCACGGGGGACUGCUGCUACCUCAACCCCCUGGUGCGCAGGACCUUCCGAUUCCUCGGAGUUUACACCUUUGGCCUCUUCACUGUUGACAUCUUCGUCAAUGCAGGGCAGGUUGUGACAGGGAACCUGGCGCCCUACUUCCUGACUGUCUGCAAACCAAACUACACAGCACUGGGCUGCCAGCAGACCCUCCGCUAUAUCAGCCACCAGGAUGCCUGCACCGGAAACCAGGAUGACAUCUUGAGGGCCCGCAAGUCUUUUCCCUCUAAGGAGGCCGCUCUCAGUGUAUAUGCUGCACUUUAUCUGGCUAUGUAUGUGACGUACACCGUGCAGGCGAAGGGGACCCGCCUGGCCAAGCCCGUCCUUUCCCUUGGACUCAUGUGUCUGGCAUUCCUAACCGGUUUGAACCGUGUGGCUGAGUACCGUAACCACUGGUCAGAUGUCAUCGCAGGCUUCAUCAUCGGCAUGGCCAUCGCCACUUUCCUGGUGGUGAGUGUCGUCCAUAACUUCAAAGGAAAGUUGCUGCUGAGUGAGGAGUCGGCGGCGGAUCAGCCGGCCAGCGCCGCCGUGCUGAGCAUGGGCCGGAUGGAGAGUCCUCUGGAGAAGUACAUUGCGUCACAGAAUCACAUCGCCUUCGCUGAGGUCACAUGACGUGGAGUCGGCAGUGUGGCAGACCCACUGGACGUCCACGCUCUUCACCGUCCAACCCUAAUAACCAGUCUCAGCACUGUGUGUGUGUGUGUGUGUGUGUACUGGUUGUUGAUCUGUGUUGUCUUUAGCAGGCCUUCAUGUUAUCUUUAAGGAGAGGCUGGAGGAACCUGCAGGUUCUUCUUUUCCAUCUAUGCACCGGUUCUCAGUCCUCGUCAGAGUCCAGCUUCCAAAAUCAGGCUGUUUGUGACGCCAUUCCCAGCAGGCACUCCGGAAGACAAGGAGUCAAGUUAGGAGGAGGAAGGCUCAUCCCAGUCCAGUCCAGUGCUGUGUAAAUCCUAGUCUGUGUGAAACCCCGCCCCAGCAGCAGGGGGGGCAGGCCUGUUUGGAUGUUUUCUGUUGAAGCAGUAAAAGUUGUAACUCCUCCCAGCAGCACAAAUGUUAAAGCGUGAAAACGCAGAGGCAGGACCUGACACGGAGUUCAGAUCCGCAGUUUCAGGAUGUGGCUUCCCUUUACUCAUGGACCGUUCAGGCCUGCUCUCAACUCCUCACAAAGUUGCUGCUUUUGCCUCCAGCCAACAGUUGACCGGCGCCACGCUAGCUGGCGUCUCUGCAGUAAAGCAGUGUCCUCAGGUAGAUUUGAGCUCAUUUGAAACAUGCAAGGUGGCAGCAUCAGCGACCAGCUUUAAACAGGAGCGUGCACAGCUGUGCUGCUCCACUGUGGGACUUUAAGAAGAACACAACUUACUAAAGCUUCUUGGUGUUUAUUGGUUGCUGUUCAGGUCUGCUCCUUUGACUUUUGUACAGUCCGUUUUCCCAGCAGAGGUUGUAAAAGAGUCAGGAGUUCAUGAUAAAUACUCCCUUCUGUUCAUUCCGUGAGUUUUUCAUAAUCAAUGCUUGUUAAUGUGAGUGUCCACAGUAAGAGGGAGAACACAGAAAUAUCUUUAAACCAUCUGACAGGAUGUGAACAAUCCAGUGAAGGUCAAACAGAGGAGAGGACUUCCCCGUGUAAACAGGAGUUCCCUGUUCCCACCAACGACCCGUCAGGCCUGUCAUCCAUGCAGGAGGAAGAGGUCGUCACGAAUGACUGAACCCCCCAUUCCUGCCCCCAAGCUUCCCAUCCUUCACACACAGUCCAGGCUGUGAGAGCUUUAGUCUCAGGCCCUCAUGAGAAGAUCAGGAGCAUCUGGUAAAGUUUUACUCUUUAAUAUUUAAUAAAGAUUCAGAUUUUUCAAUCAACCAAUAUUUUAAUUUUCCGUAAAGCAUAGAAAUGAAAGACAGGUGUCUUCAGCAGGGAAAUGUAGCACUUAAAUUGACUAAAUAAACUCCUCUGAGAUUCCUGCCAGCUGGAGCCUAUUUAAGAAGAAGGCUUAACAUAAUCUGACUAAAGUGAGCCGGAGCUGCUGUCGUUUACGUUGGUAAGGGUUAGUCUGAGUUUAUAACACAUGCAGACAAGAGAGCAGCAUCACCAGUGGAGCUUAGAGAUAAACGUCACCAUGGAAACAGCUAAACAAUAACUCAACCUGUCAGGGGAGGAGUCAAUCCUAACCGGCUUACUCUGAGCAUAAGCACAUUAGUCCAAAAUUCUUAUUUAAAAGAAGCAGUAGCACAGGUACAGAUGAACUCAUGAGGUCGUUCACAGAAACAUGACUCAUGCUCUUCAGAUCCUCUCUGACUAUCAUAAUCCUGAUUUUAACUUACCGGUACACAAUACAAUAAAACUGCUGUUUAUUUUUCUUCUGUUUUUUGGGAGAAUGUGAAAGUAGAAUUGAAAUGUCUGUAAGCAUUUUCUGCAUCUGCAAGCAAAACCUGCAUUUGCAAAAGCAGGUGUGAGUGUUUCAGCACAGCAGUUUGUCCUGAUGUCAGACGUGUGAGCAUGCGCGAGGAGCACACACACUCACACACACACCUGCAGACAAGAAAGCAAGAAUACUUGUGGCAGAUUAACGGCGUGAUAAGGGACGUAGCUUUGAGGGAUGAGGAGCCAGCGUUCCCCUCAGAGCCUCUGCAGCCCCCCCCGUUAGAGUCAGACUGACAUAUUUUAUUCCUGUUUUAAAUGUGUUACAACACUCCUGUCACUAAUCCGAACAACCCAUUUAAAACUGGCUCAUUUAUUCAUAGGAAGGGUUGGGUUUUUCUUCAUGAACGGUUAGGAGGGAGAUGUAGAAUCAUGGAGAUGUGAUCAAAUAUCCAAGCUUCUCCAGCAUCUGUGUUUCCUUCUGUGUCAGCUGACAUCGUUUGGGUCAGUGCCCCUCAACCCUCGGAGCAUUGACCGAUACCAGCCCGUGGGUCGCCUGAUACCUUACAACGUCACAGUGACAACUUACAUUAUUCCUGUUUGGUUUAUUUCUUCACUCUGAAGUCAAUUCCGUUUAGGAAAACUACCGGAUGCUGUCCUCCACAUCCACAUCCACGGCAGAUUCAUGCUUGUUAUAUUUAGAAAAUCCCUUUGGUGACAGUUGUGCUAUUUCAUUUUUUAUUACUCACACUUUAAAAUUUAAUUGAAUGGGUUUCACUGAAAAAGUACAGAGUUCAAACCACCUGCAGAUAGUUUACAGACUCAAGGUUCGAUGAUAUAACGAUGCUGUUAUGUGGAAGUGUUUAUGAUUGUGUAAGCAUUUAGGAAUUUUUCAACAGCAAAGAUAUUGAACUCUUUAACUUUGGAGCUCCAGUGUUUAUGUUCUUUAUUUAUUGCUACAGUACAGAAAAGAAUUGUCAUGUUAACGGUUGAGAACUUACAGUAUGUUCAAGAUUUUUUGUUUAAGCAGUUAAAAACGUUAGUCCAGAAAAUACUCUUUUGGCUCAAAGAGAAAUACACAGUGAUUCAAUGUAAAACAAAAGAGCAUUCAUCAUUUUGCUGUGACAGUGAAUCUGAGUCUGGAUUGAGUCAUUAUUGUUGAAAGUCUGUGAACAUGACAUCAAAGUGGUCUGAAGGUGGACCUCUGCUUGAGAGGGUCCAUGACGCCUGUCGUCUGUGUGUGAACAUCAGGUUCCUGUCAGUUCUGACAGACUCCUGAACUGAUGCUGUUCUCGUAACAAUUCACUGAUAUGUUUCUGUGUGUCAGAGCACCACGGCUGUGAUUUACAGUGUCAACGUGUGUUAGCAUGUGUUGUUUUGUGUUGACUGGAGUCACAAGGACAACGGCAGCCGGGCACAGACAUGGAGAAACACAAAGCUUUUCAUUGGCUGGAAGGAAGGUCACUGACCUUCAGUCCAGCUCCAAUCAUCUACCAGAGAACACGCUGAUGAGGAUCCGCUUCAGCUCACCGCAUGGAGACGCACAAACACAGGCAACAUGCACAACAACACGGACAACAACACAUAACAUCACGUA